Molecule: messenger RNA, 726 nt
Organism: Penicillium riverlandense
Lineage: Eukaryota; Fungi; Ascomycota; Eurotiomycetes; Eurotiales; Aspergillaceae
Exons: 3
Coding region: 1-726 (241 amino acids)
Cellular component (GO): plasma membrane
Molecular function (GO): acetate transmembrane transporter activity
Source: RefSeq, a predicted model, not a curated record
AUGACCUCCACAGCAGCCAAAGAGGCUAUCAACAACGAAUAUAACAGUCCAGUUGAUGUUGAGAAACAGAAUCCAGCUGGUUCCUCUAUAGCUGAGACUCCUAAAUCCCUAGGAGCAGGGUCUGCAUUGGCUCUUGGAGCGUUUGGCACGACACUGACGACUCUCUCGCUGAGUCUAAUGGAAUGGAGAGGUGUCACCACGACAAAUGUCUACGUUGCGAAUUUCUUCUUCAUCGCAGCAUUUGGGCUGGUGGUCACCGCGCAAUGGGAGUUAUCUAUCGGGAAUGGCUUCGCAUAUACUGUUUUCAGUGCAUUUGGUCUCUUCUAUGCCGGUUACGGUGCUCUCCUCACGCCUGCGUUCGGCAUAGAACAAGCAUACGGCAAUGACACGACCCAAUAUAAUAAUGCGGUGGGCUUCUUCAUGAUUCUGUGGACAGUCUUCGUUUUCACAUUUCUCAUCGCCUCGCUUCCCAGCAAUCUGGCCUAUAUUUUGGUCUUUUUCCUAGUUGAUCUUGGUUUCCUCACGGUCGCGGCAAGCUACUUUGCUGAAGCGGACGGCCAUUCUGCCGCUUCUACUGCGCUGAAGAAAUCGGGCGGAGUGUUUUGUUUUCUUGCUGGCUUGGUGGGGUGGUAUAUUGUUUUCCAUUUGCUGCUAAAGGACUCACUUCUGGAUCUGCCCUUGGGUGAUACUUCAAGAUACUUUGGGAAGACGAAGAAGGGCGAGUAG